CUAAAUUAAAUAAAUAGCCCACCAUAUUAAUGAAGCUCUUAUAAAUUUGUUAAUUUAUUGUUAAGCUCUCUCAGACCGGAGGAGACAAAGGACUCUCUCAUUCUCUCAUUGGCGGUUCCUUUUUCUCUCGAAAACCUCACCGACGUUUCUCUCAGGUAGAGGAAAAUGAUGAGGCUGCAAACCUAUGCUGGUCUCAGUUUAGCCGCGACGCUAGCAGUUAUUUAUCAUGCGUUCAACAGUAGAGGCCAGUUUUAUCCUGCUAUGGUUUAUUUAUCAACCUCUAAGAUCAGCUUGGUGCUGCUUCUCAACAUGGGCCUUGUCUUUAUGUGUAUCUUAUGGCAAUUAACCAAAAGGGUAUUCCUUGGGUCUCUUCGUGAAGCUGAGGUUGAGCGGUUGAAUGAGCAGUCUUGGAGAGAGAUCAUGGAGAUCCUCUUUGCAAUUACUAUUUUUCGACAAGACUUCUCUGUUAUAUUUCUUGCAAUGGUUACAGGUUUGUUGUUAAUCAAGGCUUUGCAUUGGAUGGCACAGAAGAGAGUUGAGUACAUUGAGACAACCCCUUCUGUUCCUAUGUUGUCUCACAUUAGGAUAGUUUCUUUCCUGGGUUUCCUUCUUCUUCUAGAUUGUCUGUUUUUGUACAGUUCUAUCAAGUUUCUUAUCCAAACACGACAAGCUUCAGUUUCCCUCUUCUUUUCAUUUGAGUACAUGAUACUGGUGACGACAACAGUGGCAACUUUUGUAAAAUAUGUUUUCUAUGUGAGUGACAUGCUUAUGGAAGGACAAUGGGAAAAAAAGGCUGUCUAUACCUUCUACUUGGAGCUCAUCCGGGACUUGCUUCACUUGUCUCUGUAUUUAUGCUUCUUUCUUGUGAUUUUCAUGAAUUAUGGUAUACCUCUGCACUUAAUACGGGAACUUUAUGAGACCUUUAGGAAUUUCAAAAUUCGUGUUGCUGAUUACAUGCGUUAUAGGAAGAUCACUUCAAAUAUGAAUGAUAGAUUCCCAGAUGCAACCCCUGAAGAGCUCACUGCAAGUGAUGCAACCUGUAUUAUAUGCCGUGAAGAGAUGACCACAGCAAAGAAGUUAAUUUGUGGGCAUCUUUUUCACGUGCACUGCCUUCGGUCAUGGCUGGAGAGACAGCAUACCUGCCCUACGUGCAGGGCACUGGUUGUACCAUCUGAAAAUGAAACAAGUUCAUCUGGAGGGCAACAUGGACAUCGGUCAGAUGCUCAUGAACAAGGGUCCAGCACAAGUUCAUCUACUCAAGGUCCUGGUGUUGACAUGGCCACUGACAAUUUGACCCAGCAUCCGGCCAGGCUUCAGGCUGCUGCUGCUGCAGCGUCAAUAUAUGAGAAAUCCUACGUCUAUCCUUCUGCGAACACACUAGUUUGGUCUCCUAGAUAUGCUGUACUUCCCAAGGCUUAUGGUUCAUUGGCCGACACCAUGAAGGUGGAAUCUAGUGGGGAAAGCACAUCCAUUGGACAACAAUUUGCCAUUCCUGGUGGAUAUGCAAACUUGUCCUUUCCGCAAUUUCCACAUUGUGUUUUUCUUCCUUUCCAAUCACCUGGUGCCAAUGGAAACUCAGGAGAGGGAUCAAGUGGUAAUCAGAGUACUCCAGAUUCUGAGUUGGAAGUUCAGAAGAAGAUUAUUCAGCAGCAGAUUGAGGUGCUGCAACAUCAGCUGCAACUCCUGCAGAUGCGGAAGCCAAAAACUGAAGAAAACACUGACAUUGGUCUCACAGCCUCAUCAGAUAGAAAAGGAAAAACCAUUGCGGCUUCUUCAGAAGAGUGAAGCCAGUGCAUAGUUCGUUCACAAGUCUAGGUUUAUUUAUUUAUUUAUUUUUUCCUUUUACAUGGGAACUAGUGAAUGAGUACAAGGGGGAAAAUGUUUAGCCAAAAAUUGUGGCAUUGCUUCCCCGAAGGCUGGAAGUCCGGUUUAGGGUUUAUCUUCAACAUCGCGUUUCAUUUUUACGUGUAGGAACAUUGGUUUGGUUUCAGCUUUUGGAUUGGAACAUUAUGAUCAUGGAUCCUUUGGAACGUAAAGUUGUGAUAUAAUCCAAGUCUUUUGCGAAGAUCUAUUUAGCUAUCACUAUGUAUACCAGGAAUUGAUUGCUUUGCUUAGUUAUGAAUUAUUUGUAGUGAUCUUAACACACUGACAAAUUAUUACAAUCACAAGUUUCGAAAUUAUACUCAUAACAUUA
Molecule: messenger RNA, 2194 nt
Organism: Durio zibethinus
Lineage: Eukaryota; Viridiplantae; Streptophyta; Magnoliopsida; Malvales; Malvaceae
Product: ERAD-associated E3 ubiquitin-protein ligase HRD1B-like
Biological process (GO): proteasome-mediated ubiquitin-dependent protein catabolic process; ERAD pathway
Cellular component (GO): endomembrane system
Molecular function (GO): ubiquitin protein ligase activity
Source: RefSeq, a predicted model, not a curated record